Molecule: messenger RNA, 14516 nt
Organism: Lymnaea stagnalis (great pond snail)
Lineage: Eukaryota; Metazoa; Mollusca; Gastropoda; Lymnaeidae
Source: the annotation of a GenBank genome assembly
GCUAGGCGUUCGACCAGACGGCGGGAGACCUGCGUCACCGAGAGUCACUGACUGACCGAUCCAACAAAAUUUGCGGUCUUUGGAGAAAUCAAUGACUGGAGAUGAAAGCGUCUUUCAAACUCUUUUGAACGGCGCAGAACUAUUGGAUUAAAAUACAUUACUGUCAACGUUGGCCUACCGGAUAUCUGGACUGAAGACAAGCAGGAAGAUGGCGGAUGAGUUCAAGACGUACGACAAGUCGCCCAUAUUAGAAUUCAUCACUCUGAAGCGGUGGAGUUUUGGUCUGAGGGAGACCAUUCUAGCGGCCAUCGCCGUGCUACUGCUGGUGCUGUGCGUGAUCUUUGCGGGGCUCUUGGGGAAGGCCAAGGAUGAUCUGUCGGAAGUUUCGUCUGCAAGUCAUGCGGCAUUUAUUGGUGAGUCGCACGGAAACAGUUGUUGGCAAGUCAUUAUGAGCAAGAGUUAGAAUCAGUAUUGCGGAGACGUCUUGGUUUUCUGUUAUAAAAAAAUUUUAAAAGUCGAGUUUUUUUUUUUAAACGGCUCCUGUGACCAUGCUGUUCAUGCUAUGACACUGACCCAUGACACUGACCCAUGACACUGACUUAUGACACUGGCCUCAACUUUGGUAAAUAAGGAAUAAUAUUGAAGGCACUGAUUAUUUGAUCUUCAGUCCAUUUGUUUCCCACCUUUGUUCAAUUUAAGCAAAAAGUUCUAUAUGUUCAGAUUGUUCUAUAGAGCUGAAAUUGGUUUUGCAAAAAAAAAACUAUGUUUAGACAUUUUGUCUCCGAAAGUUUUCUGGAUCCAUAUUUCCACAUAUAUAAAUAUAUAUAUAUAUAUAUCAGUAACAAUUUUUAAAAUAAAGUUGUCAACACGUUUCCGUCCAAGGUUAAGAUCCAUUACGCCGGCUCACAUUGACGUAGAAGUACCCAACAGCUGUUGAGAGAUUGACCAAACCGGAAUACCAGGAUAUUUUAUGAAUAUCUCUCCGCCAUUUAAUGAUAUUGUCCAAGCGGUAUGCCCGGGUGUUCUAUUAAUAGAUUUCCGACAUGAAUCGACAACCCCUAUUUGAGAAUGAGAUAUCUUAACGUUGUUGCAGACCUCAGUUUUAAGAACCGACAUUCUCUUGCAUCGAUUUUGCUCUUAAGUUCUUAAAUUCGACCAUCUCUCCAUAGAGAAUAAGUUCUGUACAGACAUCGGUUGCAUGGAGACGGCAACGCGGGCCAUGGAGCUUAGGAACAAAAGCGUUGAUCCUUGUGAGGACUUCUACGAGUACGCCUGCGGGAACUACAACGCCGUCCGCACGUUUUAUCCCAACGGUGGUAAGUUUUCGUGGAGGGGGGUCGCAGGGGAGGGGGGUCGCAGGGGAGGGGGUCGCAGGGGAGGGGAGGGUUGGGGGGAGGGGGGACAUAUGAAAGACACGAUAACUUCGAAUAAGAACAGGUGGAUAUUUUCUUCGACGUGAUUGGAUUUAUUUCUUUAUUUUUUAAAUUGAAAAGCCUGACUACCGUGCAAGCAAUAAGCCUGACUACGGUGCAAGCAAUAAGCCUGACUACGGUGCAAGCAAUAAGCCUGGCUACUGUGCAAGCAAUAAGCCUGGCUACGGUGCAAGCAAUGAAAUUAACCAUUCAUACUGAAAGAAAUGCAAAAACAAAAUUUUGAUCAAAAACAUUUCUCGGAAUAGAGAGAGACUUGCUUUAACUCUCUUAUUUUAUUUUUGCCCGCUUAUUAACGUUUUAAGAUAUAGAGUUUAAAUAUCAUUUCUUAAUUAUUUAUUUAGCCUACAGGGCUGGUAAUAUCUUGAAACGCUUUACCCUUGUUAUGGUUUAUAAUUGUGUCCUUUUCGUUUACUUACCCCCCCCCCCCACACCCACCACAUAACGGUUUAAGAUAUAGAGUUUAAAUUUCAUUUUUUAAUUAUUUAUUUAGCCUACAGGGCUGGUAAUAUCUUGAAACGCUUUACCCUUGUUAUGGUUUAUAAUUGUGUCCUUUUCGUUUACUUACCCCCCCCCCCCAACCCACCCACCCCCGUGACCGGUAGUGGCCAGAAAUGUACUCCGAGACCUGAGCCAAGAGAACCAGGACCGGUUGAUUGACCUGAUGGAGCAGCCCAUUUCGCAGAUGCACGACUUUGCGGCAGAGAGAAAACUCAAGCAGUUCUUCCAGGCAUGCAACGACCUGUACACACGAGAGAAAAAACGAGGUGAGUACGACGAUCUGUACACACGAGAGAAGAAACGAGAUGAGUACGACGAUCUGUACAUACAGAAGAAGAAACGAGGUGAGCUUUUGACAAUUGGUGGGAAUGGGAUUAGGAGUCUGAGAUCCAAUAGAGUCGUUAGCUUUAUAGUCUAUACAUUCUAUUCAACAUUCUGAUAUAUCUGUCCGGCGUGAUGAUCACCACUGACCAUGGCAACCGCCUAACUUCUGGAUUUGAUCCCAAUUCCUAUUUCAUGGCGUUCUCCCUCAGGUCUACCUUUCCUGAAAUCUCAAUUUCUAUUUUAUGGCGUUCUCCCUCAGGUCUCCCUUUCCUGAUAUCUCCAUUUCCAUUUCAUGACGUUCUCCCUCAGGUCUCCGUUUCCUGACAUCUCAAUUUCUAUUUCAUGACGUUCUCCCUCAGGUCUCCCUUUCCUGACAUCUCAAUUUCUAUUCCAUGGCGUUCUCCCUCAGGUCUCCCUUUCCUGACAUCUCAAUUUCUAUUCCAUGGCGUUCUCCCUCAGGUCUCCCUUUCCUGACAUCUCAAUUUCUGUUCCAUGACGUUCUCCCUCAGGUCUCCCUUGCCUGACAUUUUAAUUUCUAUUUCACGACGUUCUCCCUCAGGUCUCCCUUUCCUGACAUCUCAAUUUCUGUUCCAUGACGUUCUCCCUCAGGUCUGCCUUUCCUGACAUCUCAAUUUCUAUUCCAUGGCGUUCUCCCUCAGGUCUCCCUUUCCUGACAUCUCAAUUUCUAUUCCAUGGCGUUCUCCCUCAGGUCUCCCUUUCCUGACAUCUCAAUUUCUAUUCUAUGGCGUUCUCCCUCAGGUCUCCCUUUCCUGACAUCUCAAUUUCUGUUCCAUGACGUUCUCCCUCAGGUCUCCCUUGCCUGACAUUUUAAUUUCUAUUUCACGACGUUCUCCCUCAGGUCUCUCUUUCCUGACGUCUCAAUUUCUAUUCCACGGCUUUCUCCCUCAGGUCUCCCUUUCCUGACAUCUCAAUUUCUGUUCCAUGACGUUCUCCCUCAGGUCUCCCUUGCCUGACAUUUUAAUUUCUAUUUCACGACGUUCUCCCUCAGGUCUCCCUUUCCUGACGCAGGUCGUCCCCGAGCUCGGCGGAUGGAAAGUUUUGGGCAACUGGCAGAGCAGCUGGGAUUUGAACACGGCGCUGAAGAAAGUUCAAGGUCAAUUCUGGGUGGACGCAUUCUACUCACCCACGGUAGUUUAUUAAUAUAUAUGUAUUUAUCGUAUCUGAUAUUCCAUUUAUGACAUUAAUUUAGGUAAUGUGUCCCCUAGGGUCUCGACUUCCUGUGACCACGUGAAAACUGUGGCCAACACAUUUCAUUUUCACUUACAGGUUUUUUUUUAGUGUUGCAGCAUAUACAGUCUGCUGGCUAAUGCUGGCUAUUUGAAAAAUAAAAAAUAACCACGGCAUACAUUUAUUAAUGCGCCACCGUUGUCAUGAGCCGACAGGUUGGUAUCAUAGCAACCGGUAGAAAAUGGAGUCGCCACGCAACAACAAAGAAACAAACAAAAUAAAAUAAUAAAUAAAUAGGAAAGACGUUUAAAAAAAAAUGCAUGAUGACUUUCACAUCAGCUGACUUGCUUACAAACUAAUUUGUUGUCUUCAUAUGUAGCCAUAAUGUCGAGUCCACGUUAAAAUCGGUGAAAUAUAUCUCAAGUUUAAUAGUAUUACUUGAGUGAGCAAGAUAGGCAAAGAUUUUAGAGAAGCGAGGUCUUGUUGUUUUUUUAAAAUCUAAUCUAUUUACGAGUUCGUAAAGAUUUUAAGUUUUAAUUUUGACUCUGCGUGCUUGGGUGAUGAUUGGUAAAAAUCAUUUUUAAAAGAAAAAAUGCGAAUCUAUUUAUUUAAAGACCCACAUGCAGCCGCACGUUGCUUAGUUUGGCGUGAGCAAUUUUUAUAUUUUUUUUUUAACGAUACACAUUAACAAAAGAUCUUCAUUGUAACAUAUAUGUGUGUGUGUGUGUGUUCACUCGUGUUUCAUUAAUUAUCUUUACUAAAGUCCUCGCAAUGAUCAAACAUUUAACUAUGGUACGAACUCAUCACACCAUUUUUCCAACAUGGCUGUUGACACUCGCCCGUUACAUCUAUAUCUUCUUAUUUGCCCCAACUCUUCUGUAUAGCAUCAAAAUAGCCCCACACAAAAAUGUACUGUUACAUGCAUCAUAUGACCAGGGCUGGCACUCAAUUUUUUUAAUUCCCAAGAUUUGGUCAAAAAUUUACCCAAGAUGUCCAAGAUCUUGAAAAUAUAUAACAGUUUUUUUUUUUUUUUAAGGAUCUUGAGGAAUUUUUUUUUAAAAAGUGAGUUUUGGUCCUGAAUGGGGUAGUGAAUUCCCAAGAUCUUGGGAAAUUUCCCAAGGUGUGGUAGCCCUGCAUAUGAUAUAACCCCAGUGUUGUUCCUGCUCCGUGUGAACACCUACGCUGGAUGUCUGUGACGUGUGCUCAGUGUGAACACUUACGCUGGAUGUCUGUGUCGUGUGCUCAGUAUGAACACCUACGCUGGAUGUCUGUGUCGUGUGCUCAGUGUGAACACCUACGCUGGAAGUCUGUGUCGUGGAUUCUCAGCAUGGAUUCACGACUGAGAUUUUUGUCUUCAACCAACCGCUGUGUGAAAGAAACCAACAAGUCGCAGCGUGGAAGUAGCUGUUAAGUCGGUCACCCCCGAUACCUGAAUUUUUCAUGCUGUCCUCCUACAUGACUCGUUUGUUAGUCCACAGGUCGGGACAGACUGGUACGACCAAACUAAGAAAGUCAUUCACCUGGCCCCGGCAGGUACCGGCAAGUGGAUGUACUGGUCCUGGUAAGGCGCAACUCUUCUUUCUUGUAGACGAUUAUAAUUAGCUGAAGUAUACAAAAUAAAAUAUUCAACAAAUGUAAGCAGACAUCAAUUUUGACGGGCAAUAUUACUAGUAACUGUAUAGUUGCCCUGCUAUUAAGCCCCACCGCCCAAACUUCCAAGGCUUCCAUUGUUUAGUAUUCCUGGCCCCCAUUUCUGCCGUGUUCCAGGUACACGAAUCCAAACACACAGAAGUACAGGGACGACUACAAGAAGUUCAUACGGCGCGUCGGAGCACUCCUGGCCAGAGACGCCGUCUCCAUGAAGGUUGCGCCCCCUGACAACGGCACGCUGGAGAUGGCGCUGGAUGAGUUCGUCAACGACACCUACACGAUCGAGUACAACCUGGCCGUGAUCGCCGCUGGCUCCGACUACCAGGAUGACCCUUACCUGGACUCAAACAAGGUCCGUCAACAAAAUAGUGCUCAAGUCUUCACAUUCGUUUCCAUUUUUUCCCACCUGAUUUAAGGUCAACUUAUCAAUUUAGCCAGAUACUGUUAUUUAGCCAGUUCCAGAUCCCGUUAUUUAGCCAGAUCCCGUUUUUUAGCCAGAUCCCGUUAUUUAGCCAGAUCCCGUUAUUUAGCCAGAUCCCGUUAUUUAGCCAAAUCCCGUUAUUUAGCCAAAUCCCGUUAUUUAGCCAUAUCCCUUUUUAGCCAGAUCCCGUUAUUUAGCCAUAUCCCUUUUUUAGCCAGAUCCCGUUAUUUAGCCAUAUCCCUUUUUAGCCAGAUCCCGUUAUUUAGCCAUACCCCUUUUUUAGCCAGAUCCAGUUAUUUAGCCAAAUCCCGUUAUUUAGCCAGAUCCCGUUAUUUAGCCAGAUCCCGUUAUUUAGCCAUAUCCCUUUUUUUAGCCAGAUCCCGUUAUUUAGCCAGAUCCCGUUAUUUAGCCAGAUCCCGUUAUUUAGCCAUAUCCCUUUUUUAGCCAGAUCCCGUUAUUUAGCCAUAUCCCUUUUUUAGCCAGAUUCCGUUAUUUAGCCAUAUCCCUUUUUUAGCCAGAUCCCGAUAUUUAGCCAGACCCCCUUAUUUAGCCAAAUCCCGUUAUUUAGCCAGACCCCCUUAUUUAGCCAGAUCCCGAUAUUUAGCCAGACCCCCUUAUUUAGCCAAAUUCCCGUUAUUUAGCCAGAUCCCGUUAUUUAACCUGACCAACAAUCCUCAGAAGCGGCACUGGGCACUACAAUCGCUCGGUAUCAAUUUUAUUAUUGAAUGGUCAACAAUAUUCUUUUUUUUAAAUUCUAAAUUGAUGUAUUACUAGUAUACAUAGUGAACUUCCGAAUCAAACACCAAAUGGCGCCAAUAGUACCCUGGCCCUGACUGGCAUGACCCGAAUAAUGGCCCUGACUGGCAUGAGCCAAAUAGUGACCCUGACUGGCAUGACCAAAAUAGUGACCCUGACUGGCAUGACCCAAAUAGUGACCCUGACUGGCAUGACCCAAAUAGUGACCCUGACUGGCAUGACCCAAAUAGUGACCCUGACUGGCAUGAGCAAAAUAGUGGCCCUGACUGGCAUGACCAAAGUAGUGACCCUGACUGACAUGACCCAAAUAGUGGCCCUGACUGGCAUGAGCCAAAUAGUGACCCUGACUGGCAUGACCCAAAUAGUGACCCUAACUGGCAUGAGCCAAAUACAGCAUUAACCAAGUCCAAAGUCGGGGUAGACGUCCCUGAUUAUUUAAACUAACUGACGUUGCUGUAUGAUGAUUAUAAUAACACUUCUAGGUGACCUUGACCCAACUUAACACCGACACUGGAAACGUCAUUGAUUGGGUGCAGCAGCUGACCUACCUCUUUAACACGGCCAGGGUCACGGGGUCAACAAAGGUCGUGUUGAGCCACGUGGAUUACUUCAGGAACGUGACGAACAUGAUUUCCUCCCUUCCUGCGUCUGACCGGAACCGGAUGUUGCACAAUUACCUGAUUUGGCGGGUGGCAGAGACGUACGUUCAGGUAAGUUUCGGCUACUGUUGAAAAAUGUGUUCGUCCAGGUAAAUUUCAGCUACUGUUGAAAAAUGUGUUCGUCCAUGUAAGUUUCAGCUACUGUUGAAAAAUGUGUUCGUCCAUGUAAGUUUCAGCUACUGUUGAAAAAUGUGUUCGUCCAUGUAAGUUUCGGCUACUGUUGAAAAGGUUGUUCGUCCAGGUAAGUUUCGGCUACUGUUGACGGAGUUGUGCGUCCAGGUAGGUGUCUGCCACCUUUGACAGAGUCGUACUCGCAUGUAAGGUUAGGUUACUGUUGACAGAGUCGUACUCGCAGGUAAGGUUCGGUUACUGUUGACAGAGUCGUACUGUCAGGUAAUGUUCGGUUACUGUUGACAGAGUCGUACUCGCAGGUAAGGUUCGGUUACUGUUGACACAGUUGUUCGUCCCGGUAAGAAUGUGUAAAUUUUGAAAGCCAACCACUGGCGUUCUUCUGUACAAUAACACGAGAAUCCCUGAUCCAACCAUAGGAGCUGUCCUGGGAGUACAUCCACGCCAACAGAGAGAUGUACGACGACAUGUACAACAGGCAAGACUUUUCCGGAGUGUACAAGUACUGCAUGGCCACAGCCAAGUACUACAUGGGCGACGCCCUCAGCAGUUUGUACGUCAAUCGUCAUUUCAGCCAGGAGAGCAAAGACACGGUGAGUCAGCAGACGGUCGUAUGCGUCAGAGGGUUGUGCAGUGGUGGAAAACUAAAGCAAUUUAAAAUACUGAGGCUUAAACGGGGGUAAUUUUUUGGGUUGUUUUUUUUUUUUUCCCCUAGUUCCGCCUCCUUGAAAAAGCCCCCCCCUGUUCCCAAUCUUAACAAUAAAAAAAAAUAAAAAAAAAAAAAAAAAAAAAAAAAAAAAAAAAGAGGUUACUACUCAUUUUCUAUUGAAUAUGUUAGCUUUUAAACAAUAGUCCUACAGACAGUCCUAGAACCUACAAGCCGACAUUGAAACAAUAGUCAUACACAUAGUCCUACACCCUACAUGCCGCCCUUUAAACAAUAGUCAUAAACAUAGUCCUACACCCUACAUGCCGACCUUUAAACAAUAGUCAUACACAUAGUCCUACACCCUACAUGCCGGCCUUUAAACAAUAGUCAUACACAUAGUCCUACACCCUACAUGCCGGCAUUUAAACAAUAGUCAUUCACAUAGUCCUACACCCUACAUGCCGACCUUUAAACAAUAGUCAUACACAUAGUCCUACACCCUACAUGCCGACCUUUAAACAAUAGUCAUACACAUAGUCCUACACCCUACAUGCCAGCCUUUAAACAAUAGUCAUACACAUAGUCCUACACCCUACAUGCCGGCCUUUAAACAAUAGUCAUACACAUAGUCCUACACCAUACAUGCCGGCCUUUAAACAAUAGUCAUAAACAUAGUCCUACACCCUACAUGCUGACCUUUAAACAAUAGUCAUACACAUAGUCCUACACCCUUGAUGCCGGCCUUUAAACAAUAGUCAUACACAUAGUCCUACACCCUACAUGCCGGCCUUUAAACAAUAGUCAUACACAUAUUCCUACACCCUACAUGCCGACCUUUAAACGAUAGUCAUACACAUAGUCCUACACCAUACAUGCCGACCUUUAAACAAUAGUCCUACAGACAGACCUACACCCCACAUGCCGGCCUUUUAACUAAUAGUCAUACACAUAAUCUUACACGUCCCUCUCCCCUAUAGACAGAGACGAGGCCAUGACAGGCAAUUCCGGCUCAUACCAGCAAGAAGCCGGUAUAGGAACUGCUCAUUCCUGCCCAAGACAAUCAGGGACUGGAACAAGCUUUCAAGAAAAAAAAAAGUUGAGGCGACACAACUAGACACAUUUGUGUCUAUUGCCUCAAGCCUUCAAACCCCCAGUGCAUGAUUCCUUCACAAAGUAGCACUUGUAAUCAUUGAAAUAUCCUCAUCAGCACCAGGCACAGAAACAUUGCAAAUCCCCUCUACAUGCAAAGGAGCCAAAAUGAUCAAUAAAUUGAUCUUGGGCCCUUAACAUAUAGAAGAAGAAGAAGAAGCUCUUCAUAAAGUAUUACGGCCCGCCUUACUUUAUAAGUUGUGCUGGCCAGACUUAAUGAGAAAUAAAACACACAGCAAAGAAAGACAGAACAAAGACGCGAACGUUUCCACUGAGAGCAGACCUGUUCACUGUCAAACUCUUAAAAUCGUACAAUUUCAUGACAAAAUCAUUCAAUACAUUAUCUUAAUAGUAAAAAAAUAAAUAUAAAGUAUAUAUAUAAUGUAUACACCUCAAAAUCGUACAUUGCGUGCCAAAAUCGUAAGAGUAUACAGGUCUGGGAGAGCCUUGAGAUUGAGAGUCUCUAGUUUUAAUCUUAUUUUAGGGUUUCCCCGUACCCCGAGUAAUUUUUCUUAUUGCUUGAACCAGAACACAAGUCGAAAUGACGCUCAAUGAUUUAAGCUCGUAAUUUCCUUUGGUGAAAUGGCGAUGUUAAUUUUGUUUAAGUCGUAAAUCGCAUUGGUGUAUCGAAGAGCGGAAAACGGACAGGGCUGGCGGCCCGGGGGGGGGGGAGGAAUGGGGGGGGGGUGGUAUCCGCCCGUAGCCCUUAUAAUAUCAUUAAAUAUUAAUACAGCCAUGCCGUGCUUAUUCAUAGUUUGUCAUUUCAAGUCAACUCGGUGCUCGGAGCCAUCGAAGGUAGGAGAUCAAUAAAUGAUCAGCCUGUCUUAUUCCUUGACAUUGAUCCAAGUUCAAUCGUGUCAAUGCUCCAGAGAAUGGAUUGACGACUCGGGGUAAAAUACCCCUACUAGGGUAAAAAAAUGACAAUCCUGGGGGGUAUGGAGGCCCCGAUAGACACAAAUACACUGAUAUUUAAAGCACGUUUCUUUUCACGAAUUUCCUUUUACUCUGUCAACAAUGCAAUCGGAACUGUGACCUCUGAACUGUGACCUGUGCCACUGUGUGAUAGAGAAACGCGACCAAUGUGAUGACGUCGCCACUCAUGGCUCGGCAGCGCAAAUCGCAGUACUCAAAGAAAGUCUGUGCAGAAAAUACUUUCAAUAAUUAUUUAAACCAGUGGUUCUCAACCUUUCUAAUGCCGCGACCCUAUAAUAGAGCUCCUUAUGUUGUGGCGACCCCCAGCCACAAAUUAUUUUCGUUUCUACUUCAUAAAUGUAUAGCACAUGUGUUUUCAGUUGGUCUGAAGCGACCCCAAGAAAAGGGUCGUGCGACCCCUGAAAGGGAUCGGGACAUACAGGUUGAGAACCGCUGAUUUAAACUAAAGCAUAUUUAAUGUCAGUCUUCAUUUAACUCCAAUCCUUUGGCCACAUAGAUUGCUUUUCUACAUUUCUGCACAGACUUUGAAAUGGGCCUAUUUCCCCGGUAGCCAGAUUGGUAAGGUCGCCAAAAUGGAAUUUGCUUAUUUUAUUGAUGAAAAUAAUAGGUUUUAGAGUUGAAAGGAGCGUAAAAAUUGAUCUUGUCCACGGAGUCCAACCGCGCUAUCGACGACUCUUAGGCCUCUAAUAAAAUGUAUCAAUAAGAUUUGAAGUCCAGGAAACUCUGAUGGUAGCCACUGUUUUCUUUGUGUGAAGUUUUAAAACAGAUCUUAAGCAACUAACUUUGUGUUUGUGACAUACCUCACUCGUUAUGUCCCCCGAUUUAGUUAACAUCAACACAAAUUUCAUCCCAAUUAUCAACACUAUCAUCAACUCAAAUAUUAGGUCAAACUUCAACACAAACAGCAGCACUGACAUCAAAACAAAUGCAAACGAGUGGGUGGAAAGUAACUAAAUACUGGAACAAGGUAUGAUUAGGCUUGAAAAAACGAGACAAAUAAGUUAUUUAAGUUGACGUUUCGAGGAAACGCCUACUUCAGCAGACAAUGCAAAACUAAAUUUUAAAAAAAAAUUCGUAUCUUGACAUAGACACUGUCUUGUUUCACGAUUUAUUUCCUUGACAUUGCUUCAAGCAGUCCGCCAUAAAUUAUUCAUUAAACGAGGGGAAACUAGGGCAAAGGUUACUAGGUCAGUUACUGUUUUUUUUUUUUUUUUUUUUAAUUACAGAAUUACANUAGAGUUUCAGUAUCAAGACAUAGAAGAACCCUCAAAGCACAACGUGAUCCAUCAAUAACAGUUAAAAUAUACCAAAAAUGAGUAUAUCUUUGACCGAAAAUUUAACCAGCAGUUUAUGUUUUACAUAUAUGUCAGCAAGUGAUGAUUUUACAGGAUUUCAAGAGGGCUCAUCUACUGUGGAAACAUCCGUUUACCGUGUCAUACAAUAUUUUGUCGAUUGCAGCCAAGGUACUGGCUAAAACAUUCCUACCAUGCUUCAUAAGAAUUUAGAGAAGGGUUACCCCACCAGGCUUUGGUAAGUUGACUGACUGGAUGAGCCCACCAGGCCUUGGUAAGUUGACUGACUGGAUGAGCCACCAGGCCUUGGUAAGUUGACUGUCUGGAUGAGCCAGCAGGCUUUGGUAAGUUGACUGACUGGAUGAGGCACCAGGCCUUGGUAAGUUGACUGACUGGAUGAGCGACCAGUCCUGACAGAAGUGGUAAGAUCCUGGUCACUUUGGCAGACAUUUGUGGUUAGAUUCUUCCGAGGGUUUCAGUUCAACUAUAAUAUGCAUGUUACAUCCCCACCACCAGGUCGACCAGAUCUACAACGGCCUGACCGUCAACAUCACUGACCACUUCGGCAACUUGCUCAGCGCCAACCAGUACAAGCGCGACCUGUGGAGCGAGGAGCUGGCCAAAGUGGGGGAGGACCGGGAGGAAUGGCAGUACCCCACGUACUCCACGUUCAUGUCACUCUACUGGUUCUGGAACGAGAUCGCCGCGCCGGCCGGUGGGUCACCUUUCUAUCUACUCGGCUGUAGGACCGGUGUCCAUGUAUCUAUCAGUCGUGAACACCUUAUCAUAGAAGUGUUGCACCGUUUAGAGAUAGCAGUCCUCUAGGGUGACGGGGAUUGGCAUAAAAAAAAAACAAAAAAACAUGACAGCCUUCGAAUAGCUGAAGUGGGAGUUUAGAGUAAAUUCUCUACGGUGAACAUUCGAACUGAAAAGGGACGGUACUUUUAUUUAUCAUGAGGGUUAUUUAUUUUAUGUUUAUGUCCCUUGCUAGGGAAUCUUUGGUGAUAGAGGGGAGAGACUGCAACAGGUUUUAAAAAAAAAAAUUAAAAAAAGGAAAUAAGUUGUACAAAGAAUGGGAAAAACUGAAAAAAGGGAAGAAAAAAGAACGCAACAAAAAUACCAACGUGUCGGCAAGAAGCUUUCACGGACGAACAAACAACAGGGAAAACAGAGUUCAAUAACAAAAAUAAUAACACUUAGCUGAAAUGUAGAGUAGAGUAUCUGGCUUUGGGAUCAUGGGGAACAGUGGUGAGAUCGUGGGGAACAGUGGUGGGAUCCUGGGGAACAGUGGUGAGAUCGUGGGGAACAGUGGGUGGAUCAUGGGGAACAGUGGGUGGAUCACGGGGGACAGUGGAUGGAUCACGGGGGACAGUGGGUGGAUCGCGUGGAACAGUGGGUGGAUCAUGGGGAACAGUGGUGAGAUCGUGGGGAACAGUGGUGAGAUCGUGGGGAACAGUGGUGAGAUCGUGGGGAGCAGUGGCUGGAUCGCGUGGAACAGUGGGUGGAUCAUGGGGAACAGUGGUGGGAUCGUGGGGAACAGUGUUGGGAUCCUGGGGAACAGUGGUGAGAUCGUGGGGAACAGUGGCUGGAUCGCGUGGAACAGUUGGUGGAUCACGGGGGACAGUGGGUGGAUCAUGGGGGACAGUGGUGGGAUCGUGGGGAACAGUGGUGGGAUCGUGGGGAACAGAGUGGGGAGCAGUGGGGGGAGCGUGGGGAGCAGUGGCGGGAUCGCGUGGAACAGUGGGUGGAUCGUGGGGAACAGUGGUGGGAUCGUGGGGAACAGUGGUGGGAUCCUGGGGAACAGUGGUGAGAUCGUGGGGAACAGUGGCUGGAUCGCGUGGAACAGUUGGUGGAUCACGGGGGACAGUGGGUGGAUCAUGGGGAACAGUGGUGGGAUCGUGGGGAACAGUGGUGAGAUCGUGGGGAACAGUGAGUUGAUCGUGGGGAACAGUGGGUGGAUGAUGGGGAACAGUGGGUGGAUCACGGGGGACAGUGGAUGGAUCACGGGGGACAGUGGGUGGAUCAUGCGGGACAGUGGGUGGAUCUUGGGGGACAGUGGGCCCUUGUACCAAAGAUGAAAGUAAACCUACGACCUUCUCAUUGCGUCUUUCCCCAUUACGCCACAGGUAUCCUACAGUUCCCGAUCUACUCCAAGAAGCAGCCUCACUACUCCACCUUCGGCUCCCUCGGCUCGAUCCUUGGCCGCUUUCUCCACCACGUGGUCGACGAGUGGGGGAAGUGGUUCGACAAGAACGGCAACCUCCUGGAGGAGCACGCCACCUGGUGGUCCAACGGCUCGCUGAUGGCGUACGAGCCCGUCCGGAAGUGCGUCUACGACAUUUACGACAAUAUCACGAAGACCUACGUGUUUCCCGACGGUGUGUCGAGGACGGUCAAGGUCAACGCCGCCCGUCAAACCCCCUCCGCCAUUGCCAGAACGAACGGGGUUCGCCUGGCUCUGAUCGCGUACAACGAUUGGAUGAAAAACCUGGCGCAGACGGAAAAAAUGCUUCCGGGGCUCGGGUUGACCAAUGAGCAGAUGGUGUUCUUGGCGCAUGCGCAGACGUUCUGCUAUGACAAGAACGACCGUUGGACCUUGAACCGGAUGUUGAGAGGGACGCUGUCGGACGAUACGAGGAUCAACAUGGCGCUGGGGCAGCUGCCGGAGUUUUCGAGGGCUUUCAAAUGUAAACCUGGUGCCAAGAUGAACCACGAGGUCAAAUGUGAUUAUUAUUGAAAAGUGCCUCCAUCAGAACGAUUCCACGAUUCGCCAAAAUUAUUAUGUCAUGCUAUUUUCACUAUAAAAAUUAUACGCUCAAUAAAAUAUACGUUAAUUUAUUAUAAUUUCUGUAGAAGAAUGGAAGUGUUUAUAUAUAUUUAUUUAUUUAUUUAUUUAUUUAUUAUUGUAUGAAUAUAUUCUCCAUGAAAGUGUGGUUGGGUUAAAAAUGUAUAUCUUUAUGGCAUGUCAACUUAUCUGCUUUUGAAAAACUGAAAGAAACAAAAGGGUAAUUAAUUGUAUUCAAAGAGGGCGCAGUGUGUUAGUUUAGUCUAGUCAAAUGCGUCUCCCGACAGUGGUGAUGUCGAAGACCGGAGUACUGUGAGGGGGCACCAGAGAUUGAGCAGAAAUAUUCAUCGUAAAGAUGUUGCGCCUUACUCCACCCCCCACAAACACCCACCCACCCACCCACCCACCUCUCUCCUGCCAUGUGUGUUAUACAACAAGCAGAGCCGUCGCGUGCCUUUUAAAUGGUCCUCACUUGCCACUUUUCGGUGUCAUGCCCAUUGCAUUCAAAGAUGCUAGUUUAUUUUUUUCUUCCUCAUCACAAUUUUUGACUCCUUAAAUGUUUGAGGGAUCCUGCAGGAGUUGCAGGGUAUAUGGAACUUCUAUGCAACAUUUUUUUUGUGUGUGUGCAAAAAAAAUAAAAAUUAUUAAAU